AUGAAGUUGGCGGCACUGUCAUUAGCCCCUAGCGAUGGCGAGGAGACCGAGGGAAUCAGCAGGUUGACAGCCUCGCUUCAUCGACCUAAAUCGCUGCCCAGUGGCCUUCUUGACGGGAUCCUGCGCGGCGUUGCCCCCAGCUCCAGACUGCCCAUGAGCCUGCGGGAGCUCGAUGUCCUCCUUGCCUUGUGCAAAGCGGCGCCGGGUCUUCAACAUGUCGAACAUGCCCAGAGACUGGUAGUGCAGCUUAGGGAAUAUUUGCCUGAAUCACAUACACAAGUCUUUCAUUCCUCGCCUUUCCUUCACGAUAUCAAACCUUCGCCAUGGGAAGCCCUUACCUAUGACCUUACUCAUGCUCUCCUGGCAAUUGGACUCAGGUUUCCAGAACUGCAACUAAACAUAUCUGCAAGUAUAGAGGCCUACAUCUCUAACUGUAUCAAAUCUUUGAAUGCCAUUUCCCCCAUCACUCAGGAAGACCAUACAAGCAAUCAGCAUGACGACGAUCAGGACGCUGCCGAAAUUGUCUCGAUCACCGUUUCACUAAAAGGCUUCAUGGAAGCUGCUGCUUCACAUGCUCAUUACUGGCCAUCAUUAGAUAGGGUGAACAUCAUUCGACAACUACAGGGCAUGCUCUCCGAGCGAUUUCUAGUUGCAGUUGAAACAGCAUCUUCUACCAUACGCACUUCAUCCCACUCUGAACAUCAGUACCGGGAUUGGAGGAAAUACCUCAGAAGGUACGCGGCUAAAGGAACACCACUGGGCGCAAUGCUCCUCCAGCAAGGCUUCAUGCGGUUCGUCGUUGCCAGCACUUCGAGGUUUGUAGCUAGCGAAACCGCCGUAGCAGCAGGAGAUCUCCUCGACCACUAUAUGACAGGACAACGCUUUGGUGGCUUACAUGAUGCGACCGUCGAUGAACCCAUGAUCGAGUAUCUUACCGAGGUCAUCACAGACGAGAUACGUGUCUUGGAAGAAGGUUCGGACUAUCUUCAACUGAGCUCGGCAUGGCAGCAACGCCUUGCCUUCUCUGUGAAGGCUUUUGCCUUAGAAGCCUUCCUGCAUUGUAUGAUGGUCGACGAAGGUAUUGCCGACGCCGAAGUUCUGUUCGGCUGGCUCGAAGAUUCAAUGAGCAACGAGGUGCAAAUGGCGGAUGAAAAUCUUGCUGGCGUGGUCUUGAAAAGUUUUGCCAUCUUAGCGGAGGUUAUGGCCGAAAGUGCCGCAAACUUUGCUCGACUUUUGCUUCGUUUCAUUGUGCAAGGCACAUCUGCGUCCCCCAUAGUUGCCAUUGCCGCCGAAAGUUUAGCGCAUGUUCUCCGUAUUUUGUCUCAGGAUGCGGUUAUUACAACCUUGUACUCAUUGGGCAACGUGCUCAGUUCCGGCUCUGGGACUGAAAAAAUACACAAUACAGCCGCUUCUCCUAAUGGUCAUGUUGUGGACCAGCAUCAUUCCGGGUCUUUCACCAGAGUUCGAACGGGAAGUGUGAUAUCAUUGUCGAUGAGUGGUGAUGAGGAAACAUCAAUUGUUUGUGGCAAUGUCGCACACGCAAUCGCAGUGGUGGCCAAUAGCUGCAACGACAACAGGAUAACUGCUUUGGUCCAGUCGAUGAUACUACAGAAGGUCGGCAGAAUCAAUCUGGUUGUGGAUGCCCGAAUUCUUGAAGAGUCGGCGGUACUCGCAACAACGGGAAAGGAGAACGAGUUCAGAGCUUUACUUCGAUUCUAUUCCAGGCUGAACAAUGAAGCGCUAAAAAACAACAACACCAUCAUCAUAGAAGCUAUCCAUAAAGCAAGGAUGCAUCUCGCUGCCCAUCUUGACAACCAGACUCCCCUCUUUCGCAUAUUUGCUAUUCACCUGCUAGAACGAAUCGUCACCAAAGGAGAUGUGGUUGAAGGAGAUACGAAGCGCCUUCCAAACAUUGAGCAAGCAGCUGAGGAAAUAGCGCCAUUGCUCAAGCCCCUCGCAGUCGUUGUGUCGAGAAAGCCUGCAGAAAACACGGAAGGUUCUUUUGAAGAAGACGAUGAACUGCUCGCAAUGGCCCGUGAGGCUUGGUUUAAUAUCGCAGUCCAUGGAAUCACUCUUCAAUCGAGACUUGGUCAACAGUACUAUCAUGAACUCAGAAUCCUAGCGCUGAAUUCCGAACCAUUGGUUGAUGAGGAUCGAGCGGAGCUGUUGGAAAGCGACGUAGAGCUGAACACCAUCUUGAGAAGAUCUAUGACGGGACAGCAUACUGCUGAGCAGAAGAAGAAUCUGAUCAGUAUCCUCCCUCAUCGCGAAUCAGAAAUCAGGCACCUGAGUUAUCCGAAAGUGGUGUAUCUUAACGCAGCUUUUAUCGUGGAGGGGCUUAGAGCGAGAUCUGGAAAUUGCUCGGAGGUGCUCAAAUACUUCCUUGACCCAGUUAUGAAAGACAGCGACAUGGGUACUUGCAUGAGUGGUAUUGCUCAAGAGAUUAUAAACAUAUACCUCAAUAGAGCGGUGCCAGGAGAAUUCGAGGAGUUUGGAUCUGUGUAUGUGUCUCGGCAACUGGCCCAGAUAUUGACUGGAUGCUGUCACCGCAUUGCUAUGGUCCAACAGGUAGCCCGAACAUGUGCAGACCGCAUAAUUUCCCAGGUACCGUCAGCUCUGUGUCAGAAGUCGGCUCUUUUCGCCUUGCUCGAAAUCUUGACAACGAUGUGGUCAUCUUGUCUUGAUGCAGAGAUCGACGAGUAUGAAUUCAAAUCAACAUUCACUUCCACUCGCGGCAAGAUAACGUUGGAGCUGUCUGACGAUUAUGCGUUCCGGAAGCGGACUCUUAACACUUUCUAUGCUGAUGCCAAAAAAUGGGUUAUAGGUGUCUUAGCUAGUGCUCCGCUGGAUGUGAAAGGCCUGCUACAAACCUAUCUUUCAGAGUACGAUGAUACAGGAGCUUACGGCCAUGUCUCCUUGGGACGCUCAUUCGCGCUUGAGAUAGGCUCCAUAAUACCACCUUUGGACCAACGGUUACGAGCUAUCGAAAGACAAGCAGAACAUGUCAAUGUCAAUGUUGCCUCUGAUUUCAUGGCACAAUACACUACCAGGCAGGAGUAUCGUCAUGCUGAUGUUCCAGAGCAUGCCCGCGACAUGUUACCUCUUGUACAUACCAAAGAGCAAGUCGUGAAUGGCUACCUGAAGUCAAACGGUACAAAUCAGGAAGUGCAGACACUUCUCGAUGACAUUGAAUAUCGUGUCUCUGUAGGUUCUCAUAUUGCGGACAUCGAGCUAAGGGACGUCUUGCGCCGAGUUGCUGCUUUGCUAUGCCGGAGCAAGGGCCCGCAGAGUAUUAUUGUCUAUCAUCUUGUCAACAUACCCUUCCAGGCCUUCACCAAGGCGUCCAUCAAACUAGGCAUAUCGUUGUGGCUUGGAGUGAUCCAUGAAAAUCCAAGAAUGGAACCACGGAUCUUGACCGAAAUAGCCCAAGCUUGGGAGAGGACAAUUGAUCGUAAAGUUGGCAUCUUCAGCGACCAAUUCAAUCACAAAGAUCCGUUUUAUGUCAAGCAAGAAUUUGCGCCUUCGGACAAAGGAGCCAUUCUUAAGCACCAGCAGCUUGUCCAGAACAUGAUUUCGCCUCACUUGAGGGUGCAUCAAGUCUUUGCGAGUCAUUUCAACGCCAUCAGGCUCGGCAGCUUGAAUACUCAAAGAGCUUUUAUUCGUAUGAUUCGCAAGACACUCGAUGCCUUUAGAAAAAUUUCAACUCAUCCACUUGCGAGGGAAGUUUAUUUUCACGUCAUUCUACUAGCAAUGCAGAUACUACGCUUCAACACAUGCCUCAGCGAGAACUCUGCGUGGCAACUCAAAGACCAGCUUCUUUCUACGGGACUUCACUGGUUCAGCUUUCCCCCAGUAUGGUCAUUUGGUGGCAAUCGACUUCAGAUGAAAGCUGAACUCAGCAUCUUGGCUGAUGUGCUCUCAGCAUUAAGCGCGACUCAGCAUAUCGGGUCGACAACAAUUAACACGCGGCAGACUCUGCAACCGAAGCAGGAGCUUCUUCGGCUGCUCAUCGAAAGCGAAAGAAUACGCCUGGCAGUCUGGCUUUUCCCACUUGAGCAUUACCCUACCCACCUCGCUGUCAAAGAUACAGAUCUAAUCCCUUUACUCCGUACUGCAUGGUCCACUGAACCAGGAAUUGCUAUCCAGAUGGCGACUCGCUUUCGCUCUGAAGCACUUCGUCAAGCUAUUCGCUUUCUUCUUCUCAACUUCCCAGAAAAGGCUACUGGCGAGACGGAUGCUCUUGAAAUCUUGCUCGGACCCACUCUACCUUCAGACGUUUCGUUUCAGCUGAAGUAUCUACUUUACUGGGCUCCUGUCAAUCCGAUGCAGGCUGUGACAUAUUUUCUUCCUGCCUACGGGAAUCAUCCAUUUAUCUUACAGUAUGGUAUGCGCGCGCUAGACUAUCACUCGGUUGACGUUACCUUUUUCUACGUUCCCCAGAUCGUGCAAUGUCUGCGAUAUGAUGCACUGGGAUAUGUAGAGCGGUACAUUAUUGAAGCCGGGAACUUUUCUCAGCUCUUCGCUCACCAAAUCAUCUGGAACAUCAAAGCGAAUGCAUACAAAGACGAAGAUUCUCAAGUACCCGAUCCUGUCAAGCCCACGCUCGACAAGGUCAUGGACAGUCUGAUAUCGAGCUUCUCUCUCGAAGAUAGAGAUUUCUACGAGCGUGAAUUCGCCUUCUUCAACGAGGUUACCAGCAUUUCAGGCAAGUUGAAACCAUACAUAAAGAGACCCAAGCCGGAGAAGAAGGUGAAGAUCGAAGAGGAGCUGCGCAUGAUCAAGGUCGAAAUUGGCGUUUACCUUCCCAGCAAUCCUGACGGAGUGGUUGUGGGCAUUGAUCGCAAGUCAGGCAAACCGCUACAAUCUCACGCCAAAGCCCCCUUCAUGGCCACCUUUCGCAUUCGCAGGUCUUACGAACAGAGUGCGGAGAAUGUGGGCGACCUAGUUGGUGAUGCACCCAAGGAUCAGGAACGAAAACGGCCCAAGAAUAUUAGUGCUGGGUCGGCCAGCGACUUGUCAAUGAUGGGUGGCUUGACUACCGCAAACACCUUCGAAGUUUGGCAAUCGGCCAUCUUCAAGGUUGGUGAUGACUGCCGGCAAGACGUUCUGGCGCUUCAGAUGAUCGCAGCUUUUCGCGGCAUAUUCAAUUCUUGCGGUCUGGAUGUCUACGUGUACCCGUAUCGGGUAACGGCCACUGCGCCUGGGUGCGGCGUCAUCGAUGUCCUACCGAAUUCCAUUUCUCGUGACAUGCUUGGUCGUGAGGCAGUCAACGGUCUUUACGAUUACUUCAUCACCAAGUAUGGUGGUGAGGAUAGUAUCCGCUUUCAAGAAGCACGCGCCAACUUUGUUAAGAGCAUGGCUGCGUACAGUGUCAUCAGCUAUCUGCUCCAAUUCAAAGACCGACACAACGGAAAUAUCAUGAUCGACGACGCAGGACACAUUCUACACAUUGAUUUCGGAUUCUGCUUUGACAUAGCUCCCGGCGGUGUCAAGUUUGAACGUGCGCCUUUCAAGCUGACGCCCGAGAUGAUGGCGGUCAUGGGCAAAGAAUCGUCCAAUCCGCAGCCGUAUCGCUGGUUCGAGGAGCUCACUGUCAAGGCAUUCCUGGCAAGUAGACCGUACAGUGAGAAAUUGUCUCAUCUGGUGGCACUGAUGUUAGAUAGCGGGUUGCCCUGCUUUAAGCCUGAGACAAUGAAGAAUUUCAAGGACCGCUUCGUGCUGGAUCAGACGGAACGGGAGGCAGCGGAGUUCAUGAAGGGGUGUAUCCGGAAGAGCGAGGGCAACUAUAGCACCAAGUUAUAUGACGAGUUUCAACUGCUGACGAACGGGAUACCCUAUUGA
Molecule: messenger RNA, 5841 nt
Organism: Endocarpon pusillum Z07020
Lineage: Eukaryota; Fungi; Ascomycota; Eurotiomycetes; Verrucariales; Verrucariaceae
Exons: 1
Coding region: 1-5841 (1946 amino acids)
Biological process (GO): phosphatidylinositol phosphate biosynthetic process; phosphatidylinositol-mediated signaling
Cellular component (GO): plasma membrane; cytoplasm
Molecular function (GO): 1-phosphatidylinositol 4-kinase activity
Source: RefSeq, a predicted model, not a curated record